Molecule: messenger RNA, 1041 nt
Organism: Pelmatolapia mariae (spotted tilapia)
Lineage: Eukaryota; Metazoa; Chordata; Actinopteri; Cichliformes; Cichlidae
Gene: cysltr3
Product: cysteinyl leukotriene receptor 3
Exons: 5
Coding region: 1-1041 (346 amino acids)
Biological process (GO): G protein-coupled receptor signaling pathway
Cellular component (GO): plasma membrane
Molecular function (GO): G protein-coupled receptor activity
Source: RefSeq, a predicted model, not a curated record
AUGGCACGACUGAUGAGCAUGACUGUUGCCACGAACAACAACACUACAAAGUCCCACUUGGAAUGUUUCCACAAAGAUGAUGCCUUCAAGUACAGCGCGUACAGAUACACGUAUCUGCUCGUGUUCCCUGUGGCGCUUAUCUGCAACAUCGGGGCGCUGGCGGUGUUCUUCAGGCAGAGCAGCCGCAGGAGGUCGGCCUCCUGUGUGAUCAUGAUGAACCUCGCCAUAUCAGACGGCAGCUUCUCCCUGACCCUCCCGCUGCGAUUGGCUUAUUACUUUAAUGAAGGGAAGUGGUUCUUCCCAGACUGGAUGUGCCGACUGUGCGUCUUUGGCUUCUACGUCAACCUGUACACCAGCAUCCUCUUCCUCACUCUGCUGAGCGUGCUGCGCUGGUUGGCUGUUGCUAAGCCGCUCCGUCACCGCUCUUUAGCUACGCCUGCUCGAACCUUAUGGAUCUGCCUGGGAGUCUGGGUGUUUGUGGGCGGAUCCUCUGUGCCCUUCCUGUCCAAUGGGGUUGUACAUAGGAACAAUGCAACUCGCUGCUUUGAGCCAGAAACCCCAAAGUCCUGGUCGAUUAUCCUGGUGUUAAACUACGUGGCGGUGACUUUUGGUUUCCUCAUACCUUUCCUCACCAUCAUCAUCUGCUACAGCAAAAUCAUUCGACAGCUAACGGCCGACUCGAGCCCCAGCGGCACCAACCUGGCCAGCAAGAAUCGCACUCGCAACCGGAGGCGCUCGGUGCAUUUGGUCAGCAUGGUAACAGCGACCUUCCUGCUCUGCUUUCUGCCCUAUCACCUGGUCCGCUCGCUGCACCUGCACGCAGUGUGCAACCGCUGGAACUGCAACAUCUUGCUGGCCCUGCAGCGAGGGGUGGUGGUGACCCUGUGUCUGGCAGCGUCGAACAGCAUGGUCAACCCGCUGCUGUAUUACUACUCCACAAGGACGUUCAGGGAAAACUUGAGGGAAGCCCACUCCUCACUGCUGUCCAGCAGAGGAGGAUCCAUCAAAUCGGCGAGCAUGAAACGGAGGAACACCAGCUGA